CAAUGUCAUAAAUUUUCCCGCCAUAUGAUCUUAUUUUUUAUCUGCUUUUAGACAUAUUUUUUCAUAAUUUUUAUUUUUUCGUUACCUUUUUCCGAUUACAAUACAAAAAUAUCUUUUUAAAUUUUUUUGCGCUUGACUUGAAACUAUCAAUUAAAUCUAUUAAAGAAACUUCCAAUAAAAAAUGCGGAAUAUUGAAAUUAAAGCUCGUAUUACAAAUUACGAUAACAUUUGUAAAAUAGCCGAAGAACUCAGCGGCGGUCCACCGAAAAUUAUUUUACAAGAUGAUACAUUCUAUAAAGUGAAUCGAGGACGAUUGAAAAUGAGAUUCUAUUCAGACUCUUCAGCUACGCUGGUUCGCUACGAUCGGGACGACGAAGAAGGUCCGAAGCUGUCUGACUACGAUUUGGUUGAAUUCUCCGCAGUUGAUGGCCAGAAAGCUAAACAAUUAGACGAAUUAUUAAGGAAAUGUUUGGGUUCUCGCGGUCGAGUCGUUAAAGAAAGGAAACUAUACAUGGUCGGUCAAACACGCGUUCACAUAGACUCCGUUCAAGGUCUUGGACACUUCAUGGAGCUUGAGGUGGUGCUGACACCAGAGCAGAGUGUGGAAGAAGGCCAAGCCAUCGCCCGUGACCUUCAAAAAGCUCUGCAAGUAAAAGAUGAAGACUUAAUAGAAUGUGCUUAUGUUGAUUUGUUGGAUAAAGUGAAUGAAUAAAAAAAUUUACUAACUUU
Galleria mellonella (greater wax moth) is the source of this 729-nucleotide messenger RNA. RefSeq lists its product as uncharacterized. Bases 182 to 712 code for a protein of 176 amino acids. The record is from RefSeq and is a predicted model, not a curated record. The transcript is spliced from 2 exons. Lineage: Eukaryota; Metazoa; Arthropoda; Insecta; Lepidoptera; Pyralidae.